This is a messenger RNA of Hydractinia symbiolongicarpus, 774 nucleotides long. RefSeq lists its product as uncharacterized. The transcript has a single exon. NCBI's taxonomy places the organism in Eukaryota, Metazoa, Cnidaria, Hydrozoa, Anthoathecata, Hydractiniidae. The record is from RefSeq and is a predicted model, not a curated record. Bases 109 to 774 code for a protein of 221 amino acids.
AUCCCUGGAGAUAAUAUGUCAGAUUUAUUUACUCCAAAUUAACAUGGUGGCAAAAGCUACCGUGAUUUGGAUGUUGCAGAAGACAUCCUCUUACAAGUGGAUAAUGAAAUGCCACAAUCAUUAGACCUUGGUGAAAAAAUCAAAGAAAAUGUUGCCACUAGAGUUACGUCUCAUUUCCUGGAAAAAUGUCUUAUUCCAGAGGUAAAAAAGAAGAUAGGGAAAAGGCACUUGCUGCCUGAAAACUGUACUAAAAUGGCUGUGCCAAAGAUGAACAAAUGCAUUUUUAAUCUCAAAAGUUUUUCAGAAUUUCAAAAACGUAAUGAGAGAAAUUUGUACAACACACAGCAAACACUGUUGAGUGCAACAUCUGCCAUUAUAGAGGCGGUUGAAAAAGUUUUACAGUCUGACGAGGGGAAAAAGCCCUUGAAUUCGAAGGAUGUUGUUACGAAUUAUCUUGAUGCAAUAACAUUACUCGGGUCAGUCAAUACAGACCUAAAUAAUAAAAGAAAACAAAAUGUUCGCACCUCUUUGAACCCUCAAUACCGGGAUCUAUGUAACCUGAGUAGGCCAUGCAAUGAAUUUCUGCUUGGGGAUGAUAUACAAAAGGGUAUGAGAGAAGCCCAGGAAGCCUCAAAGCUUGCCUUGUCCUCAUCCAGUACACAUAGCUACAACAAUAGCAGGAAAUAUCAAUCAUAUUCUUAUGUUGGAAGGUUUAGUAAAAUCCCUAGCUCAACGACAACAUUCAGGAAAGAUAACCAGAAUUUUUUAGAGUAG